Aspergillus alliaceus is the source of this 632-nucleotide messenger RNA. RefSeq names its product Zn(II)2Cys6 transcription factor domain-containing protein. Gene Ontology annotation, biological process: regulation of DNA-templated transcription. Lineage: Eukaryota; Fungi; Ascomycota; Eurotiomycetes; Eurotiales; Aspergillaceae. Bases 77 to 517 code for a protein of 146 amino acids. Gene Ontology annotation, molecular function: DNA-binding transcription factor activity, RNA polymerase II-specific; zinc ion binding. The record is from RefSeq and is a predicted model, not a curated record. The transcript has 2 exons.
GGUACACCAAAUUCCUCCUAGGAAUGACAGUUUGAAAUAAGGGGGUAAAAAAAGAAGUAUAGAACAUAAUAGUACCAUGGACGUAGUAAUGGGCCACAAAUCCAAGCCUCGGGCAACGGCUUCAUGUCACCCAUGCCGAAACCGCAAAGUGAAGUGUAACCGCCUGUCACCCUGUGAAGCCUGCAUUACGCGGGGGAUCCAAGAGGAAUGCAAAUACAGUGCCCCAAAUGAAGAUCGAGAGGCGAUCGCGCAAGCGGAAAUGAUUACCGAACUCAGGGGCAAGGUGAAUCGUCUACAGGAGCAGAUGGCACAACGUGUGGCGUAUCGGUCGUCGUUCAACGACCUCGAAGAGGAAGAGGAGACCGCCGCUAUGGAAAUCGUGUACUCCGCUCUGAGGUUGGGAUCGGAGGAUCUAGUUUGGAGAAUCGUGGGGAGGAUCCGGGAUGGCGAGGACUUACGGGAGCUGGCCAGGGAUGUGGCGCGCGAUAUAGGGAUUGAAGAUGAUUGCUCUGUAUGACUCUAAAGUUGACACCGUCAGAUAACUUAUGCACAUGCGUAAGUCUAAUAUGUUCAGAUCCCGUGGAAUAUUAACAUUGCAUUCCUCGUAUAGGAAGCAAUACCUUACCAUAGAA